AUGGCUGGAGAUUCGCUAUACGCCAAAACGCAGCGUAUCGUGCUCCUCAUAGAUCUCAAUCCGCUUCUGGUCACACCCAAUACGGAGCAAUACCUAGCCGUCGUACUCUCCGCCGCCGAGAAGUUUCUCUCGUUUCCUCCUCUCUCCGCUUCUCUUUUCUCUUUCAAGUUCUUCCUCUCUUCUCUUUCUUCUCUCUUGUCUUCCUCGAAGCUCUCUGAACUCUCAAUUUCAUCUUCUAAACUUUCAUUUGACCUCCCUAGCCCUACACUCGUCUCUCUCAGACGCGCCAUCGACGCGGUCAAACGAUGCGAGCUUCGAUUUACUUCCACGGCGGCAACGCCUCGUGGUAUCAACGUCGCGGCGUCUUUGCGACAGAUCGUUUACGAUUACGCUUGGGAGCCUGUGGUUCGAGAUCCUGAGAUAGGUAUGAUUCCUGGAUUUACGGAUCGUGGGUUAGAGAUCGUUAGGUCGAAUUUGGUCGUGAUGUUUUCCCCAAUUUCUACGGAUUUGAAUUGGGUUUCUGAGUUUUUGGAUGUUAAGAGUGGCGAUGAGUGUUUGAGCGACUUGGAUCUGUUCAAGUCAAAGUUAGGGGAGAUUUUUGACUGUGUGAAUGACUUAUUUGAUGAUAGAGAUAUUCUCUUAAGCUGGAUUGAUGUGAAAUCUGGAGAUAGCUUUGGUGAAAGAAGCGAAUUGGGAUUAAAGUCUGGGUUUUUCGAUAGUGGAAUUAGAGAAUUGGGUUGGGGACAUUGUUCUACGGAUUCAAUUGUUUUUGGUUCUUUAAUCGUUCCCUUUGGAUUAAUAUAUCCAACAAUUGGUAUUCGCUCAAAGCUAUCUACUAGCCAACACUUCACAGUUCAGGCCAGUCUCGAGAUUGCAGAUAUUAAUGGUAAACCUAUGGAAUGCAAGUGCGGUGAGCUAGAGUUUUCUUCUUCUGAAAUAUCUAGUGGGAAGAGGUGUAGUGAGUUCAUCAGCUUGGGUAGUACACCUGAGGAGCCCCAUUCAGACUCUCUAGUUGAGCAAUUCUGCGAUGGUGUCACCAAACUCAGUAUUAAAGCCUUGAGGAUGUGUGAUGAUCUUAUCGAACUCGAUAGGUAUACUUGCGGUAGUUUUGUUGUUCAUGAAGUCUACCAUGAAUCUGAGCAAGAGCAGGAGCAGGAGAGUGGGUUUUGGGCUGAUCGGGUCCUUCAGAUACUAGAGAAGGAGUCGGGUGAGAAAGUAGCGAAAAAGUCAUCACCUAUUUGGCAGGUCUUGUUAAGUUAUCUCUACAGGGAAGGUUACUCAGCUUCGGUAUCUCUAACGAAUAGUAAUGGUAGUUCACGGACAGGAAUCCUCAAGCCAUUUACUCUGUCCUCGGCUUUAAUCUGUGUUUUUGACAAUGAAGUCUCUCCUCAAACUGUGGAUCAUGAAGAUAGCAGUAAGAAAGUCAGUUGUUGCGAAUCUAAAAGAAAGCCAAGCAAAAAGAUUCUGAACUCACUUCAUGAUAUUAGCUGGGAGGAGUUCUGCAGAUCGGUGAAAGGUUAUGGUCAAAUAGAUCUAGAGGAUGUAUAUUUUUCCAAGUUUAGCAAGUCGAAGAAAUUUAAGUUUCUGAAAUGUUGGAUGAAACAGAUUAAGAAACGGAGGGGUUGCAGCUUAUCCGUGGCUAAGAAUUGCAAUGCACAUGAGCAUGUGGAAGCAGAACCAAUUGAGAAAAAGCUUAACUCAUCUGAAGAGACAGAAAAGACUAUCUCUUUACCUGUAUCUGAGGAUGAGAUUGCUUUGAGUGGAAAUCGUAUAUCCGUUAGGCAGGAGAAUGAUACAUCUGUUUAUGCGUCAGAGUCAUCAGAAAAUUUCUUUGCUAGUCUUCCUAGUAAAAUCAAGCAAGGGAUUGAGUCUGAGGAAAUAGACUUGGCAGCUCUGGCCGAGCGGCUUGUCAAGUCAUGUGUCCUUCAUUCCUCUCAAAGACUUGAGAAGGAUUAUAGCUGUGAGAGUGGAACCCUCUUGUUGGUCACUGAUGAGCUAUCCAAGAUGUUAUUGAAAGAACCGAAAGAUUUAGUUGCUAAGUUUAAAAAGAAACAUUCUUCAUCCACGGCAAGUGAGCAGACGUCUGAUGAAGCUGCACCCAGUAGCAUCAUAAGAGAAUACGAGCUGCAGAUUCUUUUCCGAAUGGAGAUUCUAAGAUCAGAGAUAGGUUCGGGAAGUGAGGAGUCUGUGACUCAGAAGUUUGCAAAACAGAUCUGUAUGCUACUGGAGGCCAUUCAGUGCAAGUUAGACGGUGGAUUCUUUAGUGACUGGAGCCUUGAUAAGUAUGUGGACAAAACUAUAAAAGCCAGGUAUCAUCAUAUUCUUCCAGAAGCUGUCAGUUUAAUUUAUACAGAGAUGGAUCUGCUUAUGUUCAGUGACGAGGAUCUUGAAGACAGUUUCAUGAACAAUGAAGACAGUAGUCAAUCAGGGAGAGAAAACAUCCAUAGCAAUCUCAAGAGUCAUCAACGUAGUCAAAGAAGUAAAGACGUUCCCGGUACGAGUAAGAAGACCUUUUUGCAGAAAGACACCAAGGAGUGCAGAGAAGGUAAGAAAGAGGUUGAAGCACAAGAAAGGAGAGAAAGAGCUAGAAGAUUCUCGAGUUUCACGAGCUGGAUGCCUGAUCUUUGUAGAGUUUGGGCACCGAAACAAGCGAAGAACUCUAAAGACAAAGCGGAUCAGCAGAAGAGAGUGACCAAAAGGAAGAAAGAACAAAGAUCAGUGGAAUAUGACAGUGUAUGUGAAACACCAGUGACAACAGAUAACAAACGAACACGAACUGGUAACAAUGAUGGACACGAAUUAUGUGGGACACCUCGUAGUUCAGUACCAAAAGCUUUGUUUCAGGAUGAUUCCUAGGUAAACAGUUUCUCCUUUGUAUAUUUUAAACACUUGAAACUGGAAUUAAGUACAUUGAAG
This is a messenger RNA of Eutrema salsugineum, 2916 nucleotides long. RefSeq lists its product as uncharacterized. The transcript is spliced from 3 exons. Gene Ontology annotation, biological process: mitotic G2 DNA damage checkpoint signaling; response to ionizing radiation; DNA replication. The record is from RefSeq and is a predicted model, not a curated record. Bases 1 to 2856 code for a protein of 951 amino acids. Gene Ontology annotation, cellular component: nucleus. NCBI's taxonomy places the organism in Eukaryota, Viridiplantae, Streptophyta, Magnoliopsida, Brassicales, Brassicaceae. Gene Ontology annotation, molecular function: chromatin binding.